Molecule: messenger RNA, 6570 nt
Organism: Microtus ochrogaster (prairie vole)
Lineage: Eukaryota; Metazoa; Chordata; Mammalia; Rodentia; Cricetidae
Gene: Nectin3
Product: nectin cell adhesion molecule 3
Biological process (GO): symbiont entry into host cell; homophilic cell-cell adhesion; heterophilic cell-cell adhesion
Cellular component (GO): apical junction complex; adherens junction
Source: RefSeq, a predicted model, not a curated record
GUGGGCCGGGGCAGGGCGGGCAUGGCGCGGACCCCGGGCCCGGCCCCGUUGUGUCCUGGAGGCGGCAAAACACAACUUUCCUCUGCUUCUUCUCCCGCGGCCGGGCUGCUGCUGCUGCUGCCGGCCCCGACGCCGCCGCCGCUGCUCCUGCUUCUCAUCCCCCUGCUGCUCUUCUCCCGGCUCUGUGGUGCCUUAGCUGGAUCAAUUAUCGUGGAGCCACAUGUCACAGCAGUGUGGGGAAAGAAUGUUUCGUUGAAAUGUUUAAUUGAAGUGAAUGAAACUAUAACACAGAUUUCAUGGGAGAAGAUACAUGGCAAAAGUACACAGACUGUUGCAGUUCAUCAUCCUCAAUAUGGAUUCUCUGUUCAAGGAGAUUAUCAGGGAAGAGUCUUGUUUAAAAACUACUCACUUAAUGAUGCAACAAUUACUCUGCAUAACAUAGGCUUCUCAGACUCUGGAAAAUACAUAUGCAAAGCUGUUACGUUCCCACUUGGAAAUGCCCAGUCCUCUACAACUGUGACUGUGUUAGUUGAACCUACGGUGAGCCUGAUAAAAGGGCCAGACUCUUUAAUUGAUGGAGGAAAUGAAACAGUAGCAGCCAUUUGUAUAGCAGCCACUGGAAAACCAGUUGCACGUAUUGACUGGGAAGGUGAUCUUGGUGAAAUGGAAUCUACUACAACUUCCUUUCCCAAUGAAACAGCCACGAUUGUCAGCCAGUACAAGCUCUUUCCCACAAGAUUUGCUAGAGGAAGGCGAAUUACUUGUGUUGUCAAACAUCCAGCCUUAGAAAAGGAUGUCCGAUACUCUUUCAUUCUAGACAUCCAAUAUGCUCCUGAAGUUUCAGUUACAGGAUAUGAUGGAAAUUGGUUUGUGGGAAGAAGAGGUGUUAACCUCAAAUGUAAUGCUGAUGCAAAUCCUCCACCCUUCAAGUCCGUAUGGAGCAGGUUGGAUGGACAAUGGCCUGAUGGUUUAUUGGCUUCUGACAAUACUCUUCAUUUUGUCCAUCCACUGAAUUUCAAUUAUUCUGGUGUUUAUGUCUGUAAAGUGACAAAUUCCCUUGGUCAAAGAAGUGAUCAAAAGAUCAUCUACAUUUCAGACAUCCCACUUAAGCAGACUUCAUCCAUAGCAGUAGCUGGAGCUGUGAUUGGAGCUGUCCUGGCCCUCUUCAUCAUCGCUGUCUUUGUGACCGUGUUGCUAACACCGCGAAAGAAGAGACCUUCCUAUCUUGACAAAGUAAUUGACCUUCCACCUACACAUAAGCCGCCCCCUGUGUAUGAAGAACGAGUUUCUUCUCUGCCUCAAAAAGGCCUUCUGUGUCAGGCUGAACACUUACCGUUGCAGACUCAGUUCAAAGAGAAGGGAGCUAGUUGUCUUCAGUCCUCUAAUGGACUAAAUAGCAGAUUUGAUUAUGAAGAUGAGAACACAGUGCAAGAGGAUGGAACUCAGCAGAUGUACCCCCUUUACAACCAGAUGUGCUACCAAGACCCGAGCCCUCACAACCACCACUCAAGCAACCCUGAGAGACCCUACAUCCACCCACGAGAACAUUAUGUGUGAUUUUCCUCUUGUUGUAACGCGUGUUCUAACGAAUGCUUAUUCUUAGACUUGAGAGAGAAACUGAGGCAUCUAAACAGUUUCAGUCUGAAUGUGUUGGAACUUUGAAGAUGGCUCUGAACUACUAGUGGAUUUCUUAACUUCAUUAAGGGUUUCUUAGCCACCAGCUGUGUUUGCGAACUUGCCUGUAGCUUUGCAUCUCUGUAACUCUGGUGUUUAACUACUAACAUUGGCCUACAAUGGCAUGUUCAUUUGAAAUCACGGCAGCUGCCUGUGAUGAUUGCCGGGAAAGGGCCAAGCUGCUGCCAGCCACUCUGCUUGGGUCUCAGGCAGUGCUUGUUUGUAAUUUAAACAGGUGGGAAAAGGAGCUCCAAAUCCAGUUCACUAAUUAUUAAGCUGGGAUUUAGAUAUCCCUAACAUUUUCAGUACGAUUACAAUACCUUUGUAGAGAGGCCAAGGAAAGAAGCAGACUUGCCUCUCUCCAAACAACAAAAGCAAUGAGAACCUUCAAGCCUCCGAGUGCUUGUGAACCAGUUUUAUGUUAAGUGUCCUUCCUGGCCAUUAGGCUCCAAGGGCUUCUUCACAGGGCCGUAUGCCCUCUGUCCCCUCAUGACGAGCUGUGUCUGUAAAGUCCUCCACUUUGUCCUUAUUGCGUCAGCCUUUUCCCCACUUACUGAGUCCUAAAAUCCCUGUCAAAAUGGGCUGCAGUCCCGUUAGCUUUGCCCUUCUUUUUCUGAACGUGUCAAGCUCAGCUUUCACUUCUUAAACUGAUUUCAAGCCAGUCUCCCUCCACGCAGGCUUUAGCUAGCUACUCUUCUGCAUUCUUUACUUUUCUUCCCUGUCUUAUCUACCUCAACAAACAAACCAGCAAGCCUACUGGAAAUCACCAUAAAAUAACUCCCACUCUUAAAAGCCAGGAGAAAAAUUUGAAAACUAUUUUUUUGUAAUAUUACUUCAAUAUGACAUAUUGGCUCAGUCUGCAUGUUCUCUAUUCCUCCUCCCCACAUCACCUGGUCAACAAGCCUAAAGAGACACUCUAAAUUGGAGAAUGCAGUAGCCUCUCUGCCAGGGUAAACAGCUACACCGUGAUGCUGUUUUGCCUGCUCAUGUCUGCCCGGAAUCCUCUCAUCUCCCUCUGCCAACUGUCUAUCACUGAGACUGACAAUGGUCACAGAAGGAAACCUAAAGGCAAAAGGAUCGUGGGCACAUCUUGAGGAUGUCACUUUACUAUGUGUCCUGGAUGGUCAGAGCAUGUCACAGGAAUUAAAAAAAAAAUAAAAAUAAAGCACUAUGUACUUGUUACAUAUUAAGAAAGAGUGGUAUCAACAUCAGAAUAAACAGUAUCCAUUUCCAGCCUAAACCACAGAGGAAAUAAGAACAUUCCCAGAUUUAUAGUGAAAUACCAAAGAUACUUUAUUCAUGCCACACUGGCCUUGGGUUCCCCUUUGCUUCUUUUUGUUGUUUGUCAAGCUUUCAGAUAAGCCAUGAAGGUGGUUCUGCUGUAGUAGUAUACCCACCCAAACCACUUCCCCUUAUCAGCAGUUCUAGGAGCAAGAAUACUCAAAUUCCAUCCUACUUCUUUGUUUAGGAUUGGCGUCUUUAGCCGUUACAGCUCUGAAGCACCCUGAGUUCCCCCGGUCUUCUCUGCUCCACCACUGUGCUGCUCUGGGUGUAGUUUACUGCCUUUAUAGCAAGGACGAUGGCCAACUUCAUUGCUCAGGAUGUCACCACUAACUCACUAACUAAGUCAGUGUACCUCCAGUUACAAGAUUCCUUGGGGUUGGUUUCCAGUACAUAGACGGUAUAGUUUUCUUGGGUAGUGAACAUUUCAUUAGGCCUCAAUGUUAGGGGCCAGAUUGCGGAGCACCCCUGCUUUAGAAAGCUUUAAAUAUCUUAACACAGGAGAGAGUUGCUAGAGUCCUGCUGGGAAGCAGGUCAUAGUGUCCACUUCACAAAAGCUAGUUGUGGACCCAGAGGGAGGGAAGGGGAUGGCAUUAUUUGUGACGGAGAAAAGGAUCUGGAAGCCUCUUGUCCUCUCCUUUGCAUCCCCCCACGAGGACCCACCGUCUCCCUUCCAACGAAUCUUAGUGUUGUUAUGAAAAGGCUAUUUUAGGGUGUGGGUAUUCUCGUGCAGUCAGCUAGUUCACUAUCAUCUGUGCCUUUCUGUCAGCUAUGAAAUUUCUUAGGCAUACUGCUAUGUUUGAUAGUUGUUGGCCCCAGACAGUCACAUAAGCUUCAUAAUAGUUUAUUCUUGUAUCUCCUGUCUGCUAUUAAAAAGUUAACCAAAUACAGAACAGCUUUAAAGGGGGUUGAUUAACCAGGCCUCUCAACAACCAAAUAUUGCCACCCAAAAUUAGUCUGCUAAUUUUUGAACUUCUGAAUUUGGAGCCUAGAAGAUUUGAAUUUGGAAGUUAGACUCUAAAGGUCAGUAAGUGAGGUUGAGGGACAUGUUCACAGCUGCUCAUGCUCUGCCCAUAACUGUUCUAUCAAAGUUCACUGAAACAGGAGUAAAUUUGUAUGGCAUUUCCCAUGAACUGCCGCCACUCUGCAUUCCAAGGAGACGGAUACAUGCUCACCCUCCUCCCAGCCUCCAUUGCCUAUUUUACCUGCCAGCAUUGUGGCUGCAGUAGCAGACCCAGAGUUUUUGCAUCUCACUACAGUGAAGCAUGUCUACUAGCUAGGAACAGUCUGACUUAAUGAAGUAAGAAUGCAAACAGCAGUGAUUUGUUAUGUCUUCUAUGAGAGUUCCUUUCAGCCUGACAUUUUGUAUGCUUUAUAUUUGAAGACAUUUCUAUGCUCUUUGGAGUAUAUGAAACUCUUAUCCAUGCUAACCAUCUGUAUAACAGGUGAAUAAGUGUGCACCCACACACCCAUACACACAAAGGAGACAAAAGAAAUCCCCAGUUAAGUGAACAAGUUCCCAACAUUAUUAUUUUAUAAGUCCUAUUUGCUCAGAGAAAGAAGACCAAGUCCUUCUCCCCAAGUUGUCUUUUGUAGAAGUCUAAAUUUCAAAAAGUUUGUUUGUUGCUCUUCUUUUCUUGCAUUCACUGGUGGUAUUCUUACUGUAAUAUACAGCUUGCCUUGAAAUUUGAGGAUCCCCUGUUGUUUUCAGAGUCAACAGGACAGGUCAAUACCCAGCUUUACCCGUAACUUUAAAAACUAAGGAAAACAAACUAUGUAGCGUAUCAGCUGUCCCCAUCCAUAACACAGAGACCUUCCCUGGCAACCUCUCAGAACUGUGGUAAGAAUUAUACUAGGGAGUGGUGGGUUCUCUCAAACAGAACUUCCUAUGACUCCACUGUUGCAUAUUGAACUUCAACCUCCAGUGCCUUUGCCAGUAUUUAAGAGUACUGGAAUGUCGUAGGAGAACCAUUCAGCAUGUGAAAAUUUCAAUUUGAUCUAAUUUAAAUAUAACCAAUGGCAGGUUCAGACAUUCCAUUUAUUAUAAUAAACAUUUAUCCCAUAGAAUGUUUUAUAUCUGGGCCAUUAGAUAAAGGUACUUGCCAUGCAAGCCUAGAGACCUAAGUUUAAUCCUUGAAGUUCACAAAAAGUAGAAGGAACGGUAAGGGCCACAACUUGGUCUCCUCACCACCACUUGAGCUCACACACCUUAUGCAAUGCAAUAAUAGUAAUAAAUAAAGGCUCAUCUGUCCAGCUUUAGAUAGGAUUGAAAAUGCAUGCUUUCAAAUCCAUGAUUGAUUCUUUUUUUCAAGUAACUAUGAAUGAGGAGCUUUAGGGAGUGUAUUGUAUGGACCGGGUUCUAGGGCCAGCACUGUACAUGAGUCAUCUCACCUGCUAGGGUCACACCCUGGUGUGUCCUCUUUCAGGAGCUGACAUGGGAACAGCAAGGUGUGUCCUCUCCCAUCACACCAUUGUAGGCUAUGCAGGUCAUCAUCCAGCUGUUACUUUUUUAAUGCCCACUUUGAUUGUUGGACAGUAUAGUUGUCUUAGUUUUCUUUCUAAAGCAGAAAUCCAAGUGCCUACAUGGACUAAAGCUAUAAGAAACGUUAAAGUAAAAGCAAGUACAUGUGCUCACUUUUUCCCCUUCUCUCCACUAGGUUAACUUACAUUAGGUUAAGCUACGAAGGCUAAGCCAAGUCAAAUAGCACAGACCAUACCAGUUGGUUUGGCUUUACUGCGCACAAAUGUCUAACAUUCUUUCCUGGACUUAAUUUAACAUGCUUCUUGUUAUUUGUCUUUGUCCAUUCAAGAUCCAACUCCCUAGAUGCCAACACUCGUACUGGGGACAGCUGGAAGGAAGCCAGAGAAGCAUAAAAAGAUCACGAUGCCAGGGUCACGACCUGUGCCUCUCAGCUUUGUGUUUUUCUUGUUCUGGUGCUUCAAUAGCAAGGCCUUUCCUUCCUUGGGUCAUCUGAAGACUCUAAAAGAAUCCAGGACUUUUAUCCUUGUUAAAACAAAACCCAAUGUUUGCAAACCUAGCCAAAUAUAGAGCGCAACAACAGUAAUCCUCUUAUAGCUGAUGAAUUCCUGGAUUUCUUCCAUUCAAGAAUAUUAUAAUCUGGCCUUUGCCAGCUAUUAGGCUAUGUUGGUAGCCUUUGGUAGACAGAUGUGUAAAGGCUAUAUGCCUCCUCCCCAACCUCAUCGGGUAAUGGUUCACACUGAAAUCAGUCUUUAAUCUACUGUGUCAUGUGUGUUAAAAAGCCAGGAGGCUCCAGAACAGUUUCCCAGUCUCCUAUAAAGCUGAGAAAGUCCGUAGUCUGCCCUUCCAGGCAAUGUAACACCAUCUCGUGUCUAUCUGAAAGCUCUCAGAAGUAAAUCCAACAAUAUUCUUCCUAAUUCUGUCAGCCAGCCCAUGUUGUGUUUGACUUCUCCUCAGUCUGUCGGACUUGUCUAUGGGAGGGCUAGCCCUACACAAUGUGUGCCAAUCCACUUUUCAUUAUCACCACCAAGUUGGCCACAGACAUAUUCACUUGCUUGAUUACCAAAGUGUCUGAAGUUAGACUGAAAAUAAAGCAUGCAGCAACAGCCUUAGAAGGGACCAGAGCUGCUGGCAGC